AUGGUCCGCGCAUGCGAAUUUUGUCGCAAACGCAAGAUCAAAUGUGACAGUGCUAAGCCCACCUGCUCAACUUGCCGAAGUAACAACAAAGUGUGUCUCUAUCACAGUGGACCGCGGAAGCAGAGGCCCUCUGCGGCAAGGAUCGACCAUCUUGAGAGAGAGAAAUCUGCACUGGAGCAUGUACUGACGCGUCUAAAGGACGCAGAUGAAGCCCAGAGAAGGGCUCUACUCGACUCUGUGGUCAUUGUCAAUGGGCGAGUGUCACAUGGUAGCACGAUACACCCCGAGAGGGAGCGACACGAAGACUUGCAACUGCUACGUGGUCUUGAAGCUGAUAUAGGAAGUCCGAUCAUACAGGAAGAAAAUUUUACGCUCCCUGGGGAGGCUCUCGACCGCGCUACCAGUCACAUCCCCGGACACAGAAAUAAUGACCAGAGUUCAAUAUCUCAUAACGAAGACAAGGAAACCUGUGCUACAGACGAGCCCAGAAGCCCUCACGCCAGUGAUAGCAUAUUCAGCUCAACUUCCGUGAUUCAUUCCAGCAGAUUGAGUCGAGCGUUUGGCCACGAAGAUCCACAAUUCAACACAGACGCGCUGCGUUACCAACUAUUCGCGAAUGCAGCGAUGGAAAGGCAGCGCGAACAUCGCCUGCGUGGUCUGUCAAAUAUUCGGGGGGUGCCAGCAGCACUAGCGCUUCAUCUUCUCGAUCUUCAUUGGAGCCGACAGCAUCACACAUUUCUGCUAACAUAUCGACCGACAUUCAUGCGCGAACUAGAGUGCGGUGGUGCAUACUGCUCUGACCUUUUGCUUUAUACUGUUUUUGCAUGCGCUUCGAAAUUUUCCGAGCGCCCUGGGCCGGAAGCUGGUCAGCAAUUUUUCGCGCGGUGCGAUGAGCUGUUGCUACGAGAAGGUUUAAUAAUUCAGUCGAGUAUACCUACAGUGAUUGCGCUGGUGAUGCUUGGGUCAACAUUCAUCGCUAGAGGCAUGACGUCCAAGGGUUGGUUGUAUACCGGGUACGCCAUGCGUAUGGUAUUUGACCUGGGUCUGUAUAUUGAGCCACAUCCUGACCACAACAAGUUCAAUGCCGAAGAAAUCGAGAUUCGUCGACGUGUAUUUUGGGGCGCUUUUGUCUGUGAGAAGCUCCAGAGUUUGUAUCUUGGACGUCCGCCCACGAUCCGACUGCAGGAUGUCCACGUUUCGCGGGACUUUCUAGAUACCUAUGAGGAGCUGGAGGCAUGGCAGCCUUAUGAUGACUGUGAUUCUCCAGGCGCGCGCAUUAUUUCAUCGACACUUCCCCUUGCGCAUUCGGUCACUGUUUUUCAGGAACUCUGUUCGCUAUCUCAAAUAAUGACCCAGAUCAUCGACAAAAUUUAUUGUGUCGACACUACUGCUUCAACAGCCCUUCAAAAGAUCCGCCACCUCGACGAUACUCUCACAAAAUGGUACAGCAAUCUGCCAGCUCACCUGAUAUACGAGCCUUGGACAAGAGAUCCUCUAGACUCACCACCUAUGGUCGCGCCAAAUCGAAUAAUCCUACUCACAACAUACUAUUCUCUUCUUGUCCUGCUGCACCGCCCAUUUAUCGUCGUAUCCAGCAGUCCCAGCGAAACUGCUACCAUUGGAACACCAGCAUUCUCGUGGAGACGAUGUACAACCGCUUCACGACAUAUUACCAGUCUUGUACUCAGUUAUCAAUCGAUCUACCCAUUACGCAAAUCGAGCUAUCUCCUAGGCUACGCCGUUUAUGUCGCAUGUACCGUCCACGUUCUGAACACUGCAUCUCUCCUAUCUGCUACCGAUAGAAAUGCAUAUACUGAAGCAUCUAUGUUGCUAGCUGCAAGCUUAAGGUGCUUAGAUGCUUUAGGUGUGCCGAAUUCCGGCGCCGCGGAUACCGCGCGCAUUAUUCGUAAGCUCAUGGCUGCUAAGGGUGUUGAAGAGCUAUCUACGGUCGUCGAGCCUCAAGAUGUGACUUUCCACCAACCUUGUGAGGAUAGUCUACAGUUUCCGAACAUUCCCCCGACUUCACAUGAUCUUGAACAGAUGGCGAUUUUUCAAGAUAUCUUUGAUCCUGGGCAGGAUUUACUAUUUGGAUUCAUGAACGAAAAUGUAAAUCUCGGAGCAUUUAACAUGGAUGAGUCUAACUCAUGA
This is a messenger RNA of Penicillium angulare, 2148 nucleotides long. RefSeq lists its product as uncharacterized. The transcript is spliced from 2 exons. Gene Ontology annotation, biological process: regulation of DNA-templated transcription; DNA-templated transcription. Lineage: Eukaryota; Fungi; Ascomycota; Eurotiomycetes; Eurotiales; Aspergillaceae. The record is from RefSeq and is a predicted model, not a curated record. Gene Ontology annotation, molecular function: DNA-binding transcription factor activity, RNA polymerase II-specific; DNA binding; zinc ion binding. Bases 1 to 2148 code for a protein of 715 amino acids.